AUGAGAAAACUACUUGGUUUGAAAGUGACUUCUUUUCACAGAAGACGAAAGCACCAUUGUGCAGUCAGAGGGAUGGAGGACAGGAGGCACCUGCCACCAGAUGGAGGUGGCAAUGCCAAACGUUCUGCCUCAGCCAAUUGUGACACAGAGGAUAGAGCGGUCAGGAAGGAGCAGGGUGACCCUGAGACCUCCACACAAAUGUGUGUGAGAAAAGACGAUCUCUCCGAUGUUCCUCGCAAGGUGCCUCGUUUCCAGUAUGUGGAUUUCCCUUCCCUGCACCAGUGCAUCCAACAGCUUUCUGUGCCUCCACUGAACGGCUGGCUGGGAUCCUGCUCGUUGGCAAAGGCACCAAAGUACAGGCCUGCCAGUCCUAAGGAAAAGGUGCCCAAGUUUAAAUACGUGGACUACCCAUCUCUCCACCACUGCAUUCAGCAGCUGUCUGUGCCUCCAUUGGAAAACUGGAGUGCAGGGCUGGUCAGGUUUAAUGUAGACGGGAAACAGGACGGCUCUGGGUCACAGAAGAGGCCCACUCAACCUGGGACUGUGAAGAAUAACAUAAGUAAUGAGGCAGGAGAUCAAAACAAGGAGGACAGGAGUAGAGUUAUAUCAUUUUCUUUCCCAAGAGACACACACAACUCAGUCUCAGGCAAGGAGGAGAGGCCUCAACACGACUACACCUCAGAGGUGCCACAGAGGUUAGAGAAAGAUAACGCACCUCUAAGGUCCCGUGCUACUAAACCAGAUGCUGCUUUUCAAUCAGAUUGCAGAUCAAGAGCAGAAUCUGGUUCUGGAUCUCGUAGCGAUGCAGCAGUGGUGAGAAACGACAGACCGUCGGUUAUUAACAUGGUACACACGGAUAAGCAGAGGCACUGGACAAUGGCAGAUCACCUGGAAGAACAACUGAACUCUCCAGAUUCAGUCGGAAGGGUACCAUGGAAAACCAUCCCGGAGUCAGUCUGCCCAUUCUGCCAACAGAUGUUCACAAACCCCGAGCAGUUCAGGGCUCAUCAGCGGAGCCAUAGAGAUAAGAGACCAAACUGACAUGCAGAAGUACUGAGUGAGAACUGCUUUUGGCAAACAGUCAAUGCCACACCAUAUGGAAUCGUAUCAUCAGAGGCCUUCUUGUGUUGUGACUGGCUAUAGUGGCAUUGCUGGCAGGACUAUAGGGAGAUCGAAGACACAUUAAGCACAUUAGACAGUUUGGGUUCAGACCUUAGGGAGAAUGCAAGACUUUGUCUUGACUGAUGUUGUGAAGUCUAAAAAGGCAGAACUGGACAGACAGAAACACACAAGCAUACAAUAUGCAUGUACUUGCGAGAGUGCCAGCACACACACACACACACACACACACACACACACAGAGUAUCCUAUUCAUGAUUCAGAAGAGGUCAAUAUUUACUGCCCCACAUAAGGACCAUCAGACAUCACACACACACACACACAGACACACAGAGUAUCCUAUUCAUGAUUCAGAAGAGGUCAAUAUUUACUGCCCCACAUAAGGACCAUCAGACAUAAUGAGUUUUCGGCUCAAGACGGGAUUAGAACCAGAUUUAUAGUCUCUUCCACACAUAUACCAGCGUGUUUACAGGGGUGGGUGAAGCUCGAUGGACUGGUGCGUAAGAAGAUGAAUUUUAUUACAUAUGUGUUCCCCACACUGUGUGCAUGGUGGCAGGUUAAAUAUUUAGCUUUGGGUGCCUACCAAAUAAUGGCUAUUGUUAAUGCUGCACAAACAAACAGGCUUGAUAAUAAUGAUUUGUUACAUUAGCUUUUUAUCAUUUUGUACUUUUUAUGUUUUUGGAAAUUAAUGUCUAGUGGCUUCAAGCUAGUAGAUUUAAAUCUUCAAAAUGUACCGCUUGUUUUCAAGUGUUUAAUUGUGUAAGUAAAGAUUUUUUCAUACAGAAACAAAUGUUCGACUUUUCAGUACAGGAAUGCCCUCUGCAAAAAAAAAAACCUGUUUGACAGGUUAGCUCUCAGUUUCAUAGAUGAAGUAUUUAAGCUUUAUAUAAACAAAGGAGCUAAUCCAAAAUAAACAACUACAGUGAC
Molecule: messenger RNA, 2046 nt
Organism: Sinocyclocheilus anshuiensis
Lineage: Eukaryota; Metazoa; Chordata; Actinopteri; Cypriniformes; Cyprinidae
Exons: 3
Coding region: 1-1041 (346 amino acids)
Source: RefSeq, a predicted model, not a curated record